CACUCGCCGCCAUAUUGUUUAUCCCAGUUAUCUAACUGGUUCCCUGCGACGCUUUCGCUUUCGGGGGAACCAGUUUAUAGCCCAGAGGUCCAGUGUUCCAGUUGUUUACAAAAAUUGCAAGACAGACCAACCAUGAAUAACAGCAGCCUUGUACAAGAACUAGGUUGUGUCCAGAAAGACUUUCCUGUGUCAUCUGCUCUGUUUUUAGAGUUGGAGAAGCAGCCGGCCAUUUUAGGUAUCACUAUCACAGCAGCAGUAAUUUGUAUAACAACAGUGGUCCUGUACUUUGAGACAUUCAGGUUUAUACAUGGCCAUAAUCACCUAGAAGGCAUAAAAAUCAACAAAAACAAAACUCUUAUCAUGCUGGGUGUCUACCCGUUGGUCUCUUGUGCUUGUAUGCUGUCACUUGUUUUGCCACGUACAACAAUGAUUGCAGAGCUUAUGAUCGCUAUGUACAUGGCCCUGUGUAUACUGAUGUUUGUCAGGAUGGUGGUGGAUUACAUGGGAGGCUUUAAGGCCGUGUGUAAGGAGAUGGAGGGGGAGCAGAUGUCCUUCAGAACCCCUCCCUGCUGCUGCUGCUGUUGCUGUCCAGGGGUGUACAAGCAGAAAGUCAACAGGAACAACCUAAGGAAAGUGAACCUGAUGACCUUGCAGGCAGCCAUAAUUCGACCAAUCAUUACAAUUUUAGCUAUGAUUCUGUGGGCUGAUGAACGCUACAUUUUGGGAGAGGAUAUGAGUCCUACAGCUGCCUCUUUGUACCUGAAUUUGGUUGGUGCUGUGUCCAGUCUGGUUGCUAUGUGGGCCAUGAUGAUCACAUUUAGAACCCUCAGAGAUCGCCUUCAGGACUAUAACAUUGGAAAGAAAUUUGCUGCCCUUCAGUUGACCAUUGUGGUGGUCAACAUCCAAGGCUUUAUCUUCCAGAUUCUGGCCAAGUACAACAUUCCGGAGUGUGUCAGGAUACUCAACUCUACUGUUAGAGCUUACAGGUCUAACUACUUCCUUUUAAUUGUGGAGAUGCUGCUUCUGAUGAUUUUUGCCAGGUUUGCAUUCAAGAGAAAGGAGGAGAGUUACAGGGCACAGGACGGGGAGGUAAAUAAGAACGACAAGCAGCUGGAGCCCCAAACCCAGCUCUAAACAAAAAAAUCAUAUCAAAGCCUGCUACACAGUAUAAUUGUCAUAUCAAUGCCAGACACACAAUAGAAUUGUCUUAUCAA
Molecule: messenger RNA, 1214 nt
Organism: Saccostrea cuccullata (small rock oyster)
Lineage: Eukaryota; Metazoa; Mollusca; Bivalvia; Ostreida; Ostreidae
Product: organic solute transporter subunit alpha-like
Exons: 8
Coding region: 133-1134 (333 amino acids)
Biological process (GO): transport
Cellular component (GO): membrane
Molecular function (GO): transporter activity
Source: RefSeq, a predicted model, not a curated record